Molecule: messenger RNA, 633 nt
Organism: Phalaenopsis equestris
Lineage: Eukaryota; Viridiplantae; Streptophyta; Magnoliopsida; Asparagales; Orchidaceae
Exons: 3
Coding region: 67-372 (101 amino acids)
Source: RefSeq, a predicted model, not a curated record
UUAAGAGAUACCAUUCUGUUUAGAUAGAGCUGCACGAAUUGCCUCUUUGCAUAUCCGGGGACUAUUAUGCAUUUCAUGAAAAUCUUCAUUUUUCAGAGGCUUGCUUCACUGGGCAGCUUUGGGUCCUUCGACAGUAAAUCAAUGUAUGGAAUGCUUUUCAUGAUUCAUUUCAAAAUGGUUCUCCAGCUUUUUAUGGAAAUUCGUUUCAUGAGACUUGUUGUUUGUACUGUUACGCUGCCUGUACGUGAACUGGUCCAGGAGGGACCGGUCCAGCAUCCUCCAACCGCCGGGCUGGCCGGAUGCUUCCACGAGGAAGACUCGAGCGGCGGGUUGCUCCGACAGAAUAAGGAAAGGAGCAGGGUGCUGCGAUAGAAAAAGGAAGACAACAAAAGAGAUCCAUGAGGGCCUUAAUCACAUAUUCAAGGAAAAAAUUAAAAGUGUUUUGGAGGAAAAGCUUGGAAGGAAAGCUUUUGAAAUACCGAGAGAGAAUUCUAUUAAAUGGAGUAACAUUGAGUUUUUUUUUUUAAUGCAUAUUUUAUUGUGGCUGCUAUUUUAUUUCUUUUUGUGAUGUUUCCAGCAAUGUCUGGGGUGCGGGAGAUUCGAUCCAUCUCUCGAAUAGUAGAGUAAUCUUGU